Trichophyton rubrum CBS 118892 is the source of this 735-nucleotide messenger RNA. RefSeq names its product mRNA turnover protein MRT4. Gene Ontology annotation, cellular component: preribosome, large subunit precursor; nucleolus. The transcript has 2 exons. Gene Ontology annotation, molecular function: RNA binding. NCBI's taxonomy places the organism in Eukaryota, Fungi, Ascomycota, Eurotiomycetes, Onygenales, Arthrodermataceae. Gene Ontology annotation, biological process: ribosomal large subunit biogenesis; nuclear-transcribed mRNA catabolic process; ribosomal large subunit assembly. The coding region runs from base 1 to 735 and encodes 244 amino acids. The record is from RefSeq and is a predicted model, not a curated record.
AUGCCCAUCUCAAAAAGAGCGAAGGUAAUCCACGAGUCCAGGACUCAAAAAAAAUCGCACAAAGAGCAGACUCGUCGACUAUAUGCAAAUGUCCAAGCUGCCGUUGAGGAAUAUGACCAUCUCUUUGUAUUCGCUGUUGAUAAUAUGAGAAACACUUAUCUGAAGGAUGUACGGACCGAGUUUUCGGACAGUCGACUCUUCUUUGGCAAAACCAAGGUCAUGGCAAUUGCUCUAGGAACAACGCCGGAAACCGCAUAUGCACCAAAUCUCAACCUUCUCUCACCGUAUCUCACUGGCGCAGUUGGAUUACUAUUUACAUCCCGCGACCCUCAAUCUGUUCUCGACUUCUUCGAAUCAUUCCACCCCAUUGACUUCGCUCGCGCGGGGAAUAUAACACCUCGGUCUUUCACAAUACCCAGCGGGGUCGUAUAUUCACGAGCUGGUGAAAUACCGGCCGAAGAUGACGAGCCGAUCAGCCAUACAAUUGAGCCAACUCUACGGAAACUGAACGUCCCUACGAGGCUGGUGAAGGGGAAAGUUAUGCUAGAAAUGGAGGGUGACGGAUAUCAGGUCUGCAAGGCAGGCGAAGAGCUUGAUUCCAGGCAGUCAACGCUCCUGAAGAUGUUUGGCGUCGCUGUUGCUGAAUUUAAAGUUGAGAUGAAGGCUCGCUGGGAGAAGAAGAGCGGAGAGGUUGUGGUGUUGGAGAAACAGGAAAUAAUGGAGGUCGAUGCAUGA